Messenger RNA from Ochotona princeps (American pika), 797 nucleotides. RefSeq names its product peptidylprolyl isomerase H (gene PPIH). The coding region runs from base 68 to 601 and encodes 177 amino acids. Lineage: Eukaryota; Metazoa; Chordata; Mammalia; Lagomorpha; Ochotonidae. The record is from RefSeq and is a predicted model, not a curated record. The transcript is spliced from 10 exons. Gene Ontology annotation, cellular component: intracellular membrane-bounded organelle. Gene Ontology annotation, molecular function: peptidyl-prolyl cis-trans isomerase activity. Gene Ontology annotation, biological process: protein peptidyl-prolyl isomerization; protein folding.
UCCGAGGGGGCUGAGCUUAGCUGGCCGGAAGCCUUCGCUCCCCGACUUGUGCUUCCGGAUCGCAGCCAUGGCGGUGGCAAAUUCAAGCCCUGUCAACCCUGUGGUGUUCUUUGAUGUCAGUAUCGGCGGCCAGGAGGUUGGUCGCAUGAAGAUCGAGCUCUUUGCGGAUGUUGUGCCCAAGACGGCCGAGAACUUUAGGCAGUUCUGCACUGGAGAAUUCAGAAAAGAUGGGGUUCCCAUUGGAUACAAGGGGAGCACCUUCCACAGGGUCAUAAAGGAUUUCAUGAUUCAGGGUGGAGACUUUGUUAAUGGAGAUGGUACUGGUGUUGCCAGUAUUUAUCGGGGGCCGUUUGCAGAUGAAAAUUUCAAGCUUAGACACUCAGCGCCAGGCCUGCUUUCCAUGGCAAACAGUGGUCCCAGUACAAAUGGCUGUCAGUUCUUUAUCACCUGCUCCAAAUGUGAUUGGCUGGAUGGGAAGCAUGUAGUGUUUGGAAAAAUCAUCGAUGGUCUUCUGGUGAUGAGAAAAAUUGAGAAUGUUCCCACAGGCCCUAAUAACAAACCCAAGCUGCCUGUGGUGAUAUCACAGUGUGGGGAGAUGUAGCCCAGACCAAGACUGCAUCAGGCAUAACCUUGCUCCUGGUGCUGUGCUUCAGUCAGACACUCUGGAUUGGCUUAGCCUGCCUGACUGCUGCCGUCCACUUGAUCGAGAGACCCCGGAAGUACCACAGGUUCAGAACCCAAGAUCGUCUGUGUUUAAGUCUGCAGCUGUAAAUAAAGUUUAUGUGUGUUUUCUAGUA